This is a messenger RNA of Alnus glutinosa, 1569 nucleotides long. RefSeq names its product beta-amyrin 28-monooxygenase-like. Bases 94 to 1521 code for a protein of 475 amino acids. The record is from RefSeq and is a predicted model, not a curated record. Gene Ontology annotation, biological process: sterol metabolic process. NCBI's taxonomy places the organism in Eukaryota, Viridiplantae, Streptophyta, Magnoliopsida, Fagales, Betulaceae. Gene Ontology annotation, molecular function: iron ion binding; heme binding; oxidoreductase activity, acting on paired donors, with incorporation or reduction of molecular oxygen. The transcript has 4 exons.
AUAAUAAUUGGAUCCAAUAAUUUCUGUAAAAAUCCUGUACUUAACCCAUUUCCCCUUCUAUCUUCAAUCUCAAUAACCUCUUUAAGAUCAACCAUGGCGGCCUUCUUCCUAUUCGUAGCUUUGGUCCCUCUGGUUCUUGUUCUUGUUCUUACCAUCUUUGCUUUCACUCGCAGGUCCAAGGGUUGUAGAAACCUGCCACCAGGGAGCUUGGGAUGGCCCAUCAUGGGCGAAACUCUCGAGUUCCUCUUUGGGAAGCCGGAAAAGUUUGUCUUUGAACGGAUGAACAAGUACUCGCCGGAUGUAUUCAAGACCAAAAUACUCGGAGAGGAAACCGCCGUCUUAUGCGGCCCCGGCGGACACAAAUUCCUCUUCUCCAACGAGCAAAAGCUCUUCACCGCAUUCCGUCCUCAUUCAAUGCAAAAGAUCUUCCGGUCUUACCGGGCUGCUGCCCCGCCGGCACAACUCCCAACCGACGAGGUGGCAAAAACCUUGCGGUCGCCGGGGUUUUUGAAGCCGGAAGUGUUGGUGCGGUACUUGGGGAAAAUGGAUUCCAUCACACAGCAAGAGCUGGAAAUUCAGUGGGAGGGAAAAGAGGUGGUGAAGGCCUCCUCUUUUGCUAAAACCCUCACGCUGAGACUUGCCUUCAGAUUUUUCUUGGGCUCGGAUGAUCCACAAUUCAUUGCUAGGCUUGUUGGCAGCUUUGAUGACAUUACGAUGGGGAUGCAUUCGAUUCCUGUGAAUUUCCCAGGAACCAUAUUUUAUAAAGCAAGCAAAGCAGCAGCGGGGAUCCGUAGGGAGCUAAGGAAAACUAUUCAGGAGAAGAAGGCUGCCAUGGCAACGGGAGCAACCAUGCAGGAUAUACUGUCGCACAUGAUUGCUGUCACCGACCCGUCUGGGAAAUAUAUGCCGGAGGCUGAAAUUGUCGACAAGAUUAUGGGUUUGCUUGUUGCAGGGUAUAGCACUGUGGCUACUGCCAUGACUUUCUUCAUGAAAUAUGUUGGAGAGAGACCCGACAUCUACGAGAAGAUCUUUGCUGAGCAAAUGGAGGUCUCAGCAUCAAAGAAGCCUGGGGAAGAAUUGGAUUGGGUUGACAUACAGAAAAUGAAGUAUUCUUGGAAUGCCAUUAAUGAAGUUAUGAGGCUCACACCACCGCUUCAGGGGACUUUCAGAGAGGCUCUCACUGACUUUACCUUUGCCGGUUACACCAUUCCAAAGGGGUGGAAGAUAUACUGGACCGUGAGCUCAACAAACAAGAACAGUGAAUUUUUUCCAGAACCAGAAAAAUUUGAUCCGUCGAGGUACGAUGAUGCAAAUGCAUUUCCUCCAUUCACGUUUGUACCAUUUGGAGGUGGAGCUCGCAUGUGCCCUGGGAAAGAGUACGCUCGGCUAGCAAUACUCACUUUUGUUCACAAUGUGGUAAAGAGGUUCGAAUGGGAGGUGGUCCUUCCCACGGAGAAAAUUGUUGGUGAUAUGAUGCCAACUCCACAAAAAGGACUUCCAAUUCGUCUUCGACAUCACUAGGCUUGUACGUUAAUUCUCUUUAAUUUCUAUAACAAAUUUAUUUUCCUA